Eimeria acervulina is the source of this 816-nucleotide messenger RNA. Its product is annotated as 60S ribosomal protein L7a, putative. Gene Ontology annotation, cellular component: ribonucleoprotein complex. The record is from RefSeq and is a predicted model, not a curated record. The transcript is spliced from 5 exons. Lineage: Eukaryota; Apicomplexa; Conoidasida; Eucoccidiorida; Eimeriidae. Gene Ontology annotation, biological process: ribosome biogenesis. The coding region runs from base 1 to 816 and encodes 271 amino acids.
AUGGCGCCGGCUGCAAAGAAGGCUGCUGCGGGGGCUUCUAAGAAGAAGCUCCCGUCAAAUCCAGCGGGGAAGAAUGUGAAGAAGACGACGAAAUCACUGAUCUUUCAGAAGACCCCGCGGAACUUCCGUAUUGGCUGCAAUAUUCAGCCUCGGAGGGAACUAACAAGGUUUGUCAAGUGGCCCAAGUACGUGCUUCUCCAGCGCCAGAGACGGGUUUUGAUGCAGCGACUGAAGGUCCCUCCCGCCAUCAAUCAGUUCAGCCACACGCUGGAUAAGAACCAGACCGGCCAACUAAUGCGCCUUCUUGCCAAGUACAAGCCGGAGACCCGUGGAGAGAAGAAGGCUCGGUUGAUUGAGGAGGGAGAGAAACAGUCUGCUGGUGCUCAGGCAACAAGCAAGAAGCCUGUCAUGCUGAAAUUCGGCCUAAACCAUGUUACCGACCUAAUAGAGAUCAAGAAGGCCAAGCUUGUUGUCAUUGCUCAUGAUGUGGUGCCCAUCGACCUCGUUUGCUGGCUCCCGGCCCUUUGCAGAAAGAAGGACGUCCCUUACUGCAUUGUGAAGGGGAAGGCGCGACUUGGACAGCUCGUCCACAAGAAAGCCUGCGCCGUCAUUGCUGUCGAUUCAGUCAGAAAGGAGGACCAAGCUGAGCUCGAGGCGCAGUGCAAGAACUACCGCGCGAUGUUCAACGACAAUGCCGACCUGAGGAGACGUUGGGGAGGGGGCCAGUUGGGUAUCAAAUCACAGCACGCACAAGAAAAGAAGCAGAAGCUAAUUGAUGCCGAAUUGAGGAAGAAAGCGGGUCUGCAAAUAGCGUAA